Molecule: messenger RNA, 3437 nt
Organism: Echinops telfairi (small Madagascar hedgehog)
Lineage: Eukaryota; Metazoa; Chordata; Mammalia; Afrosoricida; Tenrecidae
Gene: SRPK2
Product: SRSF protein kinase 2
Exons: 16
Coding region: 1-1992 (663 amino acids)
Biological process (GO): regulation of mRNA processing; protein phosphorylation; spliceosomal complex assembly
Molecular function (GO): protein kinase activity; ATP binding
Source: RefSeq, a predicted model, not a curated record
AUGGUGCUGUCUGGCUUGAAAGCAAGGGCGGGCAAUCGUGGUUGUGAAUAUUUUCUGAUUUUUCCAGAAAUCAAGCAGAAGAUUGAGCUGCUGAUGUCAGUUAACUCUGAGAAGUCGUCCUCUUCAGAAAGGCCAGAGCCUCAGCAGAAAGCUCCCUUAGUUCCACCGCCGCCGCCGCCGCCACCGCCACCACCUCUGCCAGACCCCACGCCCCCAGAGCCCGAGGAGGAGAUCCUGGGGUCAGACGAUGAAGAGCAAGAGGACCCUGCUGACUACUGCAAAGGUGGCUAUCAUCCAGUGAAAAUUGGAGACCUCUUCAAUGGUCGAUACCAUGUUAUUAGGAAGCUAGGAUGGGGACACUUCUCUACUGUCUGGCUGUGCUGGGAUAUGCAGGGGAAAAGAUUUGUUGCAAUGAAAGUUGUAAAAAGUGCCCAACAUUAUACGGAAACAGCCUUGGAUGAGAUAAAAUUGCUCAAAUGUGUUCGAGAAAGUGACCCCAGCGACCCAAAGAAGGACAUGGUGGUGCAGCUGAUCGAUGACUUCAAGAUCUCAGGCAUGAAUGGGAUACAUGUCUGCAUGGUCUUCGAAGUACUUGGCCAUCAUCUCCUCAAGUGGAUCAUCAAGUCCAACUACCAAGGCCUCCCAGUGCGUUGUGUGAAGAGUAUCAUUCGUCAGGUCCUUCAAGGUUUAGAUUAUCUGCACAGUAAAUGCAAGAUCGUUCACACGGACAUAAAGCCUGAGAACAUCCUAAUGUGCGUGGACGAUGCCUACGUGAGAAGGAUGGCCGCGGAGGCCACUGAGUGGCAGAAAGCAGGUGCUCCUCCUCCUUCUGGGUCUGCAGUGAGUACGGCCCCACAACAAAAACCUAUAGGAAAAAUAUCGAAAAACAAAAAGAAAAAACUGAAAAAGAAGCAGAAGAGGCAAGCUGAGUUAUUGGAAAAACGCCUGCAGGAAAUACCUGAGGACCAGGAGGAGAAAGAAGAUGCUGAGAAAGAAAACAUCGAGAAAGAUGAAGAUGAUGUUGAACAAGAACUCGCACACCUAGACCCCACGUGGAUAGAAUCACCGAAAACCAAUGGCCAUAUUGAGAAUGGCCCAUUCUCCCUGGAACAGCAGCUGGAUGAGGAAGAGGAGGAGGAUGACGAGUGCCCAAACCCCGAGGAAUGCAACCUGGAUGAGCCGAAUGCUGAGAGCGAUUACACGUAUAGCAGCUCAUAUGAACAAUUCAAUGGUGAAUUGCCAAAUGGACGACAUAAAAUUCCCGAGUCCCAGCUUCCCGAGUUUUCCACCCCGUUGUUCUCUGGGCCCUUAGAACCUGUGGCCUGUGGCUCUGCCCAUUCUGAGGGUUCCCCACUGACCGAGCAAGAGGAAAACAGCCCAUCGCACGACAGAAGCAGGACGGUUUCGGCCUCUAGUACUGGGGAUUUGCCAAAAAUGAAAACUCGGGCAGCUGACUUGUUGGUGAACCCCCUGGAUCCACGGAAUGCAGAUAACAUUCGAGUUAAAAUUGCCGACCUGGGAAAUGCUUGUUGGGUGCAUAAACACUUCACAGAAGACAUCCAGACGCGCCAGUACAGAUGCAUAGAGGUUUUGAUAGGUGCCGGUUACAGUACCCCUGCUGACAUUUGGAGCACGGCGUGCAUGGCAUUCGAGCUGGCAACGGGAGAUUACUUGUUCGAGCCACACUCAGGGGAGGACUAUUCCAGAGAUGAAGACCACAUAGCCCACAUCAUAGAGCUGCUAGGCAGUAUCCCAAGGCACUUUGCUCUAUCUGGAAAAUAUUCUCGGGAAUUCUUCAAUCGCAGAGGAGAACUCCGGCACAUCACCAAGCUGAAGCCCUGGAGCCUCUUUGAUGUCCUUGUGGAGAAGUACGGCUGGCCCCACGAAGAUGCUGCCCAGUUUACGGAUUUCCUCAUCCCGAUGUUAGAGAUGGUUCCGGAAAAGCGAGCCUCUGCUGGCGAAUGCCUUCGGCAUCCCUGGUUGAAUUCUUAGCAGAUUCUGCAAAUAUAGAAUUCUGAGCUAGCCAGUGUCUCCCGGUACCUUGGACAUAGCGGUGACUCUCACUCUUUAACAGGAUUACAAGUGAGCUGGCUUCACCCACAGACCUUUGUUUUGCUUUGAGGUACUGUUGAUUGACAUUUUGCUUCUUGUGCACUGUGGCCCUGGGGAAGGGCAGUCUUUUGUCUUCAGCUAAGUAGCUUACUGACCCACUUUCUUCUGCAAACAAUAACACGGCUCGGAGCAUUGUUUCUUGUGUUGUGUGACAUUCAGAUGUCAUUUUUCUUGCUUUUUUGAACGAAAAAUACUUUCCCCCUUGUGUUUUGGCAGGUUUUGUAACUAUUUAUGAAGAAAUAUUUUAGCUGAGUACUAUAUAAUUACAAUCCUAAGAAAAUUAUCAAGUUGGAAUUAAGAAAUAGCAAGGAAAUAUGUACUAUUUUAAUCUUCUGGCAGAGGGACAGCAUUCCUGUAUUAUAGUCUAUGUAAAUGCACCCUGUAAAUGUUCAUUUCCAUUAAAUAUGGGAUGGGGACUAAAAUUUGAGAAAAGCUACCAAGUCUUGAGUGCUUUGUAGCUGAAGUUGUAUGUAGCAACUUUGACUGCUCCGGGGCGGGGUGUGCAAACUCUUCAUUCCCUAGCCGACCUUUUCCAUUGGAGUCUCUGGUUUCUGAGUUCCAUUACUAUGUGGCACUUUAAAGGAAGACAACAUGCUUCUCAUUCUAAAGUACACAAUAUAAUUUUAGACUCCCAUUUGUAUUUUUGCAUAUUUUUCAAAGUACUUUUGAAGAAAAAGGGCAAUUUCCCUCUAACAAUGUGACAACUCAGUACUCCAUGCCGGCCUCUUCCCAGCACUGUCGGGAACUGCGCCGAGAGGAGACGGCAGUAGAAACCUGGUCGAUCGAGGAGCGAAAACAGCGGCGUGUGGGCAGGGGGCGCCCAAGGGUUUGUCUGAGACACAGCAUGGUCAUCACAAUUGGCUGGGUGGGCAGAUGGCUCCUAGCCUCUUGGGGUAGCUGAUCUGAUCAUGCGCAUUCCAUAGGUGGGUAGUUGUAUGUGUUGCUAUAGCAGAUGCCAAUAGCCUCUUUGUCUUCCUCAUGAACUGAGGUAGAGAAAAUGAUUUUUCCUUCUGCAGCUUGUAUGUACCCUCUUUGACUUUUAAAGUCCAGGACACUCACCCUAGUAGUCUAAUGAGCAAAGGUGUCGUCUGCCUCUCUUAGAAGUCGGUCAGAUGAAUGAACGUAAGGUUUGUUUGGGUUUCUUUAUUUUUUAAACAUUUUACUUUUAAGGUGCCUCGUUUUCUUGACUUUUGUACAUUAAAUUUUAUCCAUAUGCCUUUGCAAUAACUAGAUUGUGAAAAAGAUAGCAAGUGUUGUAACAAUACUCCAUUGUUUGAGGUGCCUGCAGUUGUCUUAAAAAUUAAAGUGCCCCUCACCCCCCUCCA